GAGAAACCACACUCAUGGCGACACUUCUUCUCUCACCUUCUUCAACCUAGUUUUUGUUCAUUGUCUUUUCAGUAACGGAUCUCUAAGCCAUGAGGAGAUCCUUCUUCUUCCUUCUCCUCAUCUUCCACGCGCCUUUACUCUCACGCGCCGAUGAUACUCACUCUGAGAUCGACGCGCUCACUGCCUUCAAGCUCAACCUCCACGACCCACUCGGUGCGUUAACCUCAUGGGACCCCACAACCCCCUCAGCUCCCUGCGACUGGCGCGGCGUCUUCUGCACAAACCACCGCGUCACGGAGAUCCGUCUCCCCCGUCUUCAGCUCUCCGGAAGAAUCUCCGACCGUAUCUCCAACCUCCGCAUGCUGCGUAAGCUCAGCCUCCGCUCAAACUCAUUCAACGGAACCAUCCCUCCCUCACUCGCGUACUGCACGCGCCUACUCUCCGUCUUCCUCCAGUACAACUCGCUAACCGGAAAACUCCCCCCGGGGAUGAAGAAUCUCACUGAGUUGGAAGUCUUCAACGUCGCCGGAAACCGUCUCUCCGGUGAGAUCUCGGCUUCUUUACCGUCGAGUCUCAAGUUCCUUGACCUCUCCUCCAACGUCCUCUCUGGUAUAAUACCGAGUGGACUCGCUAACUUGACUCAGCUCCAGAAUCUUAACCUCUCGUAUAAUCAAUUAACCGGUGAGAUUCCCGCAAGCCUCGGCAAGCUUCAGAGCUUACAGUAUCUUUGGCUAGACUUCAACCUCUUGCAAGGGACGUUACCUUCCGCGUUAUCAAACUGCUCCUCCAUCGUUCACUUGAGCGUUUCGGAGAACGCUAUCCGCGGCGUUAUUCCCGCCGCGUUUGGCGCUCUGCCUAACCUCGAAGUCAUCACUUUAAACAACAACAAUCUCUCCGGUACUCUCCCGUUCUCUCUCUUCUGCAACACUUCGCUAAAGAUCGUUCAGUUAGGAUUCAACUCCUUCUCCGACGUCGUACGGCCUCCGGAGACGGUUAACUGUCGGAGUACCGGUUUACAAGUCUUGGAUCUCCGGGAGAAUCGAAUCUCCGGUCUUUUCCCGAAGUGGUUGACGAACGUUGUGUCGUUAACGAGUCUUGAUGUUUCUGGAAAUGUUUUUUCCGGUGAGAUUCCGGCGGAGAUUGGUGGCUUGAAGUUGUUGCAAGAGCUGAAGUUGGCUAAUAACUCACUUACCGGUGAGAUUCCGGUUGAGGUUAAGCAAUGUAGCUUGUUAGCGGUUUUAGAUUUGGAAGGGAACCGGUUAACCGGUUUAGUUCCGGAGUUUCUAGGCUACAUGAAGGCUUUAAAGGUUUUGUCUUUAGGCAGAAACAGCUUCUCUGGUUAUGUGCCUUCUUCUAUGGUGAAUCUCCAGCAGCUUGAUCGGUUAAACUUAGGUGAAAACAACUUGAAUGGGAGUUUUCCGGUGGAGUUGAUGGCUUUAACUAACUUAUCUGAGCUGGAUCUUAGUGGAAACCGGUUUUCUGGUGAGGUUCCGGUUAGUAUCAGUAACUUAAGUAACCUUAGUUUUUUGAAUUUGAGUGGGAAUGGAUUCUCUGGUGAGAUACCGGUUACUGUGGGGAAUCUGUUUAAGCUAACGUCUCUUGAUUUAAGCAAACAGAAUAUGUCUGGUGAGAUUCCGGUUGAGGUUUUCGGUUUGCCGAAUUUGCAAGUGAUUGCGUUGCAGGAGAAUAACUUCUCUGGUGUUGUGCCUGAAGGGUUUAGUAGCUUGGUGAGUUUACGGUAUGUGAACUUGAGUUCCAACUCGUUCUCUGGUGAGAUACUGCAGACUUUCGGGUUUCUUCGGUUGUUGGUUUCUCUGUCGCUGUCGGAUAAUCACAUCUCCGGGGCCAUUCCACCUGAAGUUGGAAACUGCUCUGCUCUUGAGGUUCUUGAGUUGAGAUCAAACCGGCUAAUGGGUCAUGUUCCAGCUGAUCUCUCGAGACUUUCUCGUUUGAAAGUGAUGGACUUGGGUAGGAACAACUUGUCAGGUGAGAUCCCAUCAAGAAUCUCUGAGAGCUCGUCUCUUCAGACACUGUCACUUGACCACAAUCAUCUCUCAGGAGUCAUACCUGAAUCAUUCUCUGGACUUUCAAACUUGUCAAGGCUUGAUCUCUCUGUUAACAACUUAACUGGAGAGAUUCCAUCUACACUCUCGCUUAUUGCCACUAACUUGGUGUAUUUCAACGUCUCAAGUAACAAUCUCAAAGGAGAGAUUCCAGCUUCUUUCACCAACCCAUCAGACUUCUCAGGCAACGCAGAGCUAUGCGGCAAGCCGUUGAAAAGAAAAUGCGAAAGCAACACUGCAGAGGCAAGGAAGAAGAGAAGGAAAAUGAUUAUUAUGAUAGCUAUGGCUUCAGUAGGUGCUUGCCUCUUAACACUCUUCUGCUGCUUCUACAUUUACACACUCCUGAAAUGGAGAAAGAAGCUGAAACAACAGUCCGCAACGGGAGAAAAGAAACGCAGUCCUGGGAGAACAAGCGCGGGAAGUAGAGUACGUAGCAGCACGAGCCGGUCAAGCACAGAGAACGGAGAACCGAAGCUAGUGAUGUUCAACAACAAGAUCACUCUAGCGGAAACAAUAGAAGCAACAAGACAGUUCGAUGAAGAGAACGUUCUUAGCAGAACCAAAUACGGUUUGCUAUUCAAAGCUAAUUACAACGAUGGUAUGGUUCUUUCGGUCCGUCGCUUACCUAAUGGUUCUCUUUUAAACGAGAAUUUGUUCAAGAAAGAAGCUGAGGUUCUUGGUAAAGUCAAGCACAGGAACAUCACUGUCCUUAGAGGCUACUACGCUGGUCCACCAGAUUUGAGGCUCUUGGUGUAUGACUACAUGCCUAAUGGGAACUUAUCUACUUUGCUUCAAGAAGCUUCUCACCAAGAUGGUCAUGUCCUGAACUGGCCAAUGCGUCACCUCAUUGCUCUUGGGAUCGCUCGUGGACUCGGUUUCCUCCAUCAAUCCAACAUGGUUCAUGGUGAUAUAAAGCCACAGAAUGUACUCUUCGACGCUGACUUUGAAGCUCAUUUAUCCGACUUCGGGCUUGACCGUCUCACGGUACGAUCUCCGUCAAGAACAGCCGUCUCAUCAGCCACCAUCGGGACACUAGGAUACGUUUCUCCAGAAGCUACAUUGUCCGGAGAAAUCACGAGAGAGUCAGACAUCUACAGCUUCGGCAUUGUCCUACUCGAAAUCCUAACCGGGAAGAGACCGGUUAUGUUCACACAAGACGAGGAUAUAGUGAAAUGGGUGAAGAAACAGCUUCAGAGAGGCCAAGUCACAGAGCUGCUGGAACCGGGUCUGCUCGAGCUAGACCCGGAGUCAUCUGAAUGGGAAGAGUUCUUGUUAGGUAUCAAAGUCGGACUUCUUUGUACGGCCACGGAUCCUCUUGACCGACCAACAAUGUCUGAUAUUGUGUUCAUGUUAGAAGGUUGUCGUGUUGGUCCUGAAGUUACUUCCUCCGCCGAUCAACCUUCACCGGCCUAACCGCUUUUUAUUUUAUUUUCUUUCCUGAUUUAAAUUCUUAGUAAGAAAAAACAAAACAAGAACUAAUAUUUAAAAAUUCAGCAUGAUUAUUAUUACAUUAUUUGUCGGACUUUGCAGCCUUCUUUAAUGUCUUUGUUUGUUGUUUUCGGUCUUUGCAUGGCCCAGUAGAGAUUUUGAAUUAGGUCACUUUUGUGUUUAGUCAACGUAAUUACAGCACCCGGAUUUUAUGCAAU
Messenger RNA from Eruca vesicaria subsp. sativa (arugula), 3709 nucleotides. The record is from the annotation of a GenBank genome assembly. Lineage: Eukaryota; Viridiplantae; Streptophyta; Magnoliopsida; Brassicales; Brassicaceae.